UAUAUUGAAAACAAAGAUCUAUUUUAAUGUGCUGCUAAACUUCCGUGAGCUAGCAAGUCAACUUCCGGUUGUGUUCAUGACGGACAAUGGAAUCGCAAAGAUCCACAUCAAAAGUGGCUGAAGGCGGUUUGCCGUCUGGUUGGAAGAGGGAAGAAGUAGUAAGAAAAUCCGGCUUGUCUGCAGGAAAAACGGACGUUUAUUAUUUUAGCCCUGACGGUAAGAAGAUUCGAAGUAAACCACAGCUGGCACGCUACAUCGGAGAAGCACUAGAUCUCAGCGCAUUUGAUUUUCGCACAGGUCGUUUAAUCUAUAGUGCAGUUCGCAAAAGUAAGCGUAUGAAGGGAUCAACUUUUGACUUUGCCAGAGGAAUCCGCCACGAUGCCAGUCUUAUUCUACCAAUACGACAGACGGCUUCUAUCUUCAAACAGCCGGUCACCGUGAUCAGGAAUCGACCCGAGAGUCAAACCAAAUCAGAUCUGAAACAUGGUCCACAGGAUCCACCCAAACAACUGUUCUGGGAGAAGCGUCUACAGGGCCUCCAGGCUCGCGACAGUGCGGAUGACCCGAUACAAGCUAUGGACCUGCCUCGGAACAUGCAACCUGUCGGCCCCGAAAUGACGAAUGAGAACGUACUACAGAGUAUAUCCGCAGCUCUGCACCUGAGUAACAUCCCAAUAACCGGUCAGAACGGUAGCAAGACAUCCAUACAGAAGAACCCCGGCGUGAACAUCGACGCGAACCAGCCACACAUACAGCAGAUGUUGAUACACGAGGAGGACAUCCGUCGACAGGAGAGCAAAGUGACCGAGGCGAGACUCAAACUGCAGGAUGCACUCAACACGCUGGCCACAUAACACAGAGAGAUACGUAGAUUAUUUCCAUAGUUGUAACAAGAUAAAGAGAUGAUUGGAACAAGACCUACUUCAUCUUACAGGAAAUAUUCACAGAUCAUCCCAGUUAAUAAGUAACAGCGACCUGACAUGGAAACAUAGCCAUCAUACAACCUGGUGUAUGUCAUUCGAAAUCAAAAACCUGUUACAUUAAUUUCUGUGAAUGGGAGACAACUCUUACAGCUUUGCCAUACUGUUUGGUCGGUGUGCUGGGCUAGACAAUGAACUAGUUAUAUGUUUUUAUGUACAGGUUAAGGACUAUUUAUUUGAUCAUUGGGACAUCUGGCAUGUCAUCAUGGAAUUAAAUAGGAAAUAUAUUAUUUGCAGAGGUUUACUAUGCAUCAUUAUUAUAAAGCAAUUGUUACAACACUGGUUAUCAAAUAAUGUAUUACAUUUAUACAUUUACCGUAAUUCAACCAACAAUAGUCAAUGUAUUUUUCAUGCUGGGGUGUCAAGAAUGUAUUAUUGGGCAGUUUUGUUGCUUAAAGAGUUUGGAAAGUAUCAUCUGUAUUAAAUGAAACCAGCAUUACUUUUAAACAAAACACCAUGGACAAGAUUGUUUGGUAACUUAUAAUUUGGAUUUUUAACAAUUCUUAAACAUGUUUUGAAAAUAUCUAAUUGUUUUCCUAUUAUUGCUAUUAUGUUGAAUCAUUCUGAAUCAAGAAUUCUAAAACAAAGAAACUGACAUUCAUCAUUGCAUUACCUCAAAGUGUUUUAACUUGAAUGUAUAGCUACAUAUACGAAUCAAUAACAUAUUACCAGUUGAGGGAUGGUAAAGUGAGUAUGAAUACAACCUUGUUAGACACAAGACAGUCCUCAUGCAUUUUCUCAUAUCAUUAAUUGUACUGGCUCAUGUGUAUAGUGUUACUUGUAGAAAUAAAAUAUAUCUAUUCAUUAUAUGUGACCCGGUCUGCAAAAUAGAGUACAGAUGAGACAUGACAUUCAUAGUAAACGUUUUAAAAUAACAUCAUGUAGAAUUUUAAUGUGACACAUGUCGGGCAUCUGUUUGUUGGAAAUUGUAUAACCAUGUAAGCAUUUUAUAUACAAUCAAAAGAAAAGGUUAUUUUCUGUUGUCUGUUUAUUAUCUUUCAUAAUGAAAUAAUAGUUCGGCUAUGUAAUAAUUGCCUGAAAUACUAUCACAUAACACUUUAUAUUCAUGAUAUUUUUAAAAAUUGAGACAACUCUGAUCAUAAUUUUAUGUUCAAAAUUCCAGUGUCACAUAAUCUUUGAGCAAAAUACCAUGUAUGUUGCCAUCACACUCUUGUGACCACUGGCUAUCAAAAAAAUGUCAUAACAUUUUGUUAGAUUUCCUCAUCCAUCUCAUUUUCUGUAGACAUGGUCACAUAUUGUAAUGGUAUCACUGAAAGCAGA
This is a messenger RNA of Gigantopelta aegis, 2261 nucleotides long. RefSeq names its product methyl-CpG-binding domain protein 3-like. The coding region runs from base 87 to 854 and encodes 255 amino acids. The transcript has 6 exons. Gene Ontology annotation, molecular function: DNA binding. Lineage: Eukaryota; Metazoa; Mollusca; Gastropoda; Neomphalida; Peltospiridae. The record is from RefSeq and is a predicted model, not a curated record.